CCAGACCGAGUGUUUCGCGUGUUGUGUUUCUCUCCUAUACCUAUUGAAUAUCUGUUUCUCUCUCAUUUCAAAUAUCCUAUAGACACGAACAAGAGAACGGAGCAAAAGUUAUUAGCUAAAUUAAAACGACAGCCAACGAAGCGAGAAAAUAGAGCAACAGAAAAAGUGAACUUUUGACUUUGGUGGUGUUGUUUACUGUGUACUAUUUAAAAAAACAUUAUUUUCCGGGAAUUUUUUUUGUUUAUAAUUGUUUUUUGAUAAGCAUUUAAAACAAAGUGUAUUCGUGUCAUAUGUAUUUGCAUUUGAUUAUUGUGCGAGGAUAAAGAACACAUUUAACUGCGCAUAAUGUUGAUUAUGAAAAUAUAUAUGUUGCCGCAAAAAUUGGUACAAUAUUGUUAAACCACGGAAAAUUCAGACGAAAAAUAAUAAUAAAAACAAAGAGUUUAAAUUGUAUACACUCAAUUAAGGACAUUCGAUUCACGUAAAAUCAACAUACAUCCAUUCGCAGAUGAACAGACUGAUUACGAUUUAAGGACGCAAUAAUAUUUUAACUACGGUCUUAGAAAAUAAAUAAAUCAUCAUUAUUCGAGCAUAAACUUCGCAUACAUUGAUUCCCACAAUUGAACGCAUAAUAAUAUCAUAAGGAAAAUCGAUUGAACAACAUGGAACGACGAAAAGGUACUGGCUAAUAACAAUAUGGGAGUACAUCACAAGCACUUUGUUUAAAAAAACCGCGAUUGAUAUUUUUGCGAUGACCACAAACCCAUGAUGGAAAAUUUGUUUGGAUCCGUAAUGAACACAUCGAUAAUAGAUAUUUGGUUUGGAAUUGUUUGUUCGAAAACGUUGUCAAUUGCAUUAAAUUCAUCAUUCAUACCACGCUGCUAUUGUCAUAAGUGGGAAAGCAAUCAAAGCAACAGCUUACAAAACAACUGUAAAAUUGAUUCGGGCAAUAUUAAAUUGCAAAUCAUGCAAACAAUGCCAUUAAGGAAAUACGAAUCCUUAUAUGCCACUGAAGAGAGACAUGAGUAGGUUUAUGUAGCGUGACAGCUCUAUGUUAGGAGAACGUGACCGAAUUCGUAAUGCGGUGGGUUGGGAACUGGAUGAAUCAGCAACGUCAUCGAACAACAAUGGCGUACAACAAUCUAGUUGGGUUGGCGGAAUCGGUAACGUUGGUGAUGGCACUGAAAACAAUAGCGUCGGCGCUACUGCUCGAUCAUAUUCACAACAUCAGUAUGAUGAUGAGUAUGACGAUGCACCCAACAAUAAUUUUGGUGAAACCAGUGGCGAUAUUGCAAACGCCUUUGCUGGCACCGGAAAAGAAGUACGAUAUGCACCACAACAUUCGUUUCCAAUUUGCAACCAAGCACCAUUACAAAGAGCACAUUCCAGCAGAUCGUUGUCAUCGAUACAGCCAGAGCCCUUCAUGAUAGCGCAAGCAAAACAAACAAAUCGCCGAGUAUCGAUCAAUGUGGGCGGUGUACGGCAUGAAGUAUUGUGGCGGACAUUAGAACGUUUACCACAUACACGGCUCGGCCGAUUACGCGAAUGUACAACACAUGAAGCGAUCAUCGAAUUAUGUGACGAUUAUUCUCUAGUUGAUAACGAAUACUUUUUUGAUAGGCAUCCGAAAAGUUUUAGUUCAAUAUUAAAUUUUUAUCGUACCGGUAAAUUACACUUGGUAGACGAAAUGUGUGUGUUAGCGUUUAGCGAUGAUUUAGAAUAUUGGGGCGUUGAUGAAUUAUAUUUGGAAUCGUGUUGUCAACAUAAAUAUCAUCAGCGCAAAGAGCAUGUGUUUGAGGAAAUGCGAAAAGAAGCCGAAAGUUUGCGACAACGCGAAGAAGAAGAAUUUGGUGAUGGUAAAUAUUCACAAUAUCAAAAGGCUUUGUGGGACACACUCGAAAAACCAAACACUAAUCUGGCGGCAAGGAUUAUUGCUGUGAUAUCAAUCCUCUUCAUAGUUUUGUCGACAAUAGCCUUAACGUUAAAUACAAUACCGGCACUGCAACCCGAACACAAUCAACGUAAUGGUACGCAUAAAGGCGGUACACAACAAGACAAUCCUGAGCUGGCAAUUGUUGAGGCCGUUUGUAUAUCGUGGUUCACACUUGAAUAUUUAUUAAGAUUUGGGGCGUCACCAGAUAAAUGGAAAUUCUUUAAAGGUGGUUUGAACGUGAUUGAUUUGUUAGCCAUUCUUCCCUAUUUUGUGUCGUUAUUCUUAUUGGAAACGAACAAAAAUACCACGGACCAGUUUCACGAUGUGCGUAGGGUCGUGCAGGUGUUUCGCAUCAUGCGUAUCCUGCGAAUCUUAAAGCUGGCGCGUCACUCAACUGGCUUACAAUCAUUAGGCUUUACAUUACGUAAUUCGUACAAAGAAUUGGGACUGUUAAUGUUGUUUCUGGCAAUGGGUGUUCUAAUAUUUUCGUCAUUAGCAUAUUUUGCUGAAAAAGACGAGGAAAACACCAAAUUCAUAAGUAUCCCUGAAACGUUUUGGUGGGCGGGGAUCACAAUGACAACUGUUGGGUAUGGAGAUAUUGUACCCACUACCCCAUUGGGCAAAUUAAUUGGUUCGGUGUGUUGUAUUUGUGGUGUACUUGUAAUUGCCUUGCCCAUUCCAAUUAUUGUAAAUAAUUUUGCCGAGUUCUAUAAGAAUCAAAUGCGUCGCGAAAAAGCAUUGAAACGCCGUGAGGCGUUAGAUCGAGCCAAACGAGAAGGCAGUAUUGUAUCAUUCCACCAUAUAAAUCUACGGGAUGCCUUUGCCAAAAGUAUGGAUCUUAUUGAUGUGAUCGUUGACACAGAAAAGAGUGAAAGACGCAAAAAAACAAUAUCAAAUUGGCAACGGUUAACUUACGCGCUUCGGGGAUUGCCUACAGGACACAACAUUUCACAUGGGGAUGGUAACAGUUCAGAUGGUGGCGAUUCAAUUGAUAACCGUAAUCCAUCUAGCACUGGAUUUGGAUGCUAUAAAAACUAUGAACACCAAUCGGUAUUACGCAACAGAGACCAUUUAUCACCGCAGACAUCAAUUAAUGAACUUGAUGGUUAUGAUGAAUUGACAACACAAGCUCUGUUCCCUGGUUUCCAGCAACGAGAUCGACAACCCCUUCCGGCCAUUUUGCCACCACAAGAUGAUGUUUAUCAAGAUGCUGACGAAAGUCAACCGCUUACAUCAGAAUCUCAACAAGAUACACCACAGCACAUGGCCAACCAAAUGAUGGUUACUCCAGCUCAAGUGGCAGAGCUCCGGAGGCAAAUCGCAAUCGAACACGCGGCAAAACAUAAACGGGAAAAGGUUGAUAGUGAUGUUCCAACUGAAUUUGAAUGUUGUUUUUGCACCACAAAGGAUUUAAAAGAGUAUACGGAUGCUGAGGGACUGAUGUCGUUGCCCACAUCAGACUUUCACAAGCCAACGGUUUGUGCUGGUCGUUACAAAUACAGUUUACCAAGUGGUGAUGUAAACACAAUGGAACGAUGUAUAGCAGCCGCAUCUGUGACGAGCGGUACAAUGCUAAAAUCCAGUAUACCACGCGACGUAAAUGAUUUUAGUACAAUUACAUUGCCGAUUGAGACACCACUUUAUUUGACGAGUGCCGACAACAGAAGUAGCAGAAACAAUCAUCAUGGAAAAGCAAGUUUGCAUAACAGCGGUGAUUUGGCCAGCGUUGAUAGCUCGGAUACAUAUGCAUCAUGUCAAACGCAUCCAUUUUUAUCACAAGGUGAUCUAACGGGCGAAAUGGCUGAUAUCACUUGCACUCUGGCCGAAUUGGAUGUCGAUGAUUUAUAUUUCACAUCAUUGGAUAAAGAUUGUCCGUCGACCGGUGGUGGUGGUGGUGGUGGUGGUGAUGGUAAAAUUAAAUCAAAAGUAAAGAAAAGCGCUUCAGGUGAUGCAUCGUUGCUUAGUUUAGGCGCUUGUGUACCUAUGGAAGAAGUUAUGAAAACUUUUCAAUCAUUUGAAAUGGCAUCAAGAGUUGAUCGAGGUAGUCAUAUUAGUUUGAAUGACCCACCAAUUCCAAAGCAUCGAAAAACUCGAUUUCAGCAAAGUAGCUUGAACAAAGGAAAAGUCAAAGGUAUUUCGGAUGUAUUGCCAUCGAAAAAGCAUUCAUACGACAGUCUAGAUGAUCAACCAACAACGUCCGUAUCAAAUCCUGGCUCGGUGAAAAAAAUACGCCGAUCAUCGUUUAUGCCAACGAAAAGUUUGGCCUCGGCGACAAAACUUAUUAAUCAACAUUUAUUCGGCAUCCAAAGUGCCAAUUCGAAAGGUAAAUCACCAGACAAGUCUCUAUCACAAGAUUCAACGGAGAGUACUCCAAGUGUUGAAACACAUCGACGAUCAAAAUCAAUUUUAAAAAAUAAAUCCGAAUCAUCGAAGGGAUCAGUUGACCCGGAAAGUGAGCGACUAUUAUCCGAUAAUGCUUCGGGUGCAGCAGUUUCGGAAAAUGGUUCGGGUGACAUAAGCAGUGAUUAUUCGCCGAAUAAAAUUUCAAAUCCAUUAGCCGCAAAAUCCGUUUCACCACCAUUGGCACAUCGUGCAAUUGUACAGCAACAACGAUCCCAAACAUCAACAAGUAAAUUAGCUAAAUAUCAAGUGCCGAGAUAUACGGAAGAAGUUGUUCUACGGCAACAAUCUGGCAGCCAUAAACCGAUCCUACAACGAAGUUCAGUUUCAUACACCGAAGAAAGUAAAAAGAAAGAGAAUAAUAAUAUUAACGAAAAAGAAACGACAUUCGUAACAGUAACAUCAUCAUCAUCAUUAACGAAAAACAGCACUACUGAAUCCAAUUGUACAACCAGCGAUAGUAAGUCGAAAUUGCUGAAUCGAAACAGUAGCUCGGUGGACAGUGGCAAUGGACUUGGUUGCAGUUCAUCUUCUUAACCGCACAUUCACACACAUAAACAGCGAAUAAUGAUUCAAAUCAAAACAUAUAUCUGCUAAAGCGUAAAACUUAAAAGAAAAACCUGCCAGUACGGAGAAAUUUUGUUUAAAUUGAACAAUUUUUCGGUUUGAACAUCAAAUUCUUGACAAUUUCAUCCAAAAAUAUAACACUGAGAAUAGCGUUCAUAUUAUUUUUAUAAAUCAUGACAACUAUAUCCAUAAAAUGUAACAUUUCACGUGGAAUGAGCCAGCCAACAGUGAAAAGACAAAUACAUCAACAAAAAAUCAUGUGUAGAUAGCCAGAAGUUGUCACAAAAAUUAACAAAAUAUUGACACAAAACGGACAUUUCUUCAAAUCUCAGCAUUAAAAUCGAACAGAAUACACUGUUGAAAAAACACCAUGCCAGGUGUCCAUAUGUAGAAGAAAUAAUCAAUUUGAUCGUGUUGGAAAAUGGCCGUAUAUUCAAAACGUACAAAUAAACGAAUUCCUCACACGAACAAAUGAGAAAAUACUGCCACUUGUUAAUAUCGGCAGAAAAAAACAAUUGUAAUAAUUAUGAAAAAUGACAUGAAAUGAUAUAAUUGUAAAAAUUCUAUUUAAGUUAUGCAUGCGUACUGAUUAAAUUAA
This is a messenger RNA of Contarinia nasturtii (swede midge), 5498 nucleotides long. It is a transcript of the gene Shab, whose product is annotated as potassium voltage-gated channel protein Shab. Gene Ontology annotation, molecular function: delayed rectifier potassium channel activity; protein binding. Gene Ontology annotation, biological process: potassium ion transmembrane transport; protein homooligomerization. The transcript is spliced from 17 exons. Bases 1052 to 4870 code for a protein of 1272 amino acids. The record is from RefSeq and is a predicted model, not a curated record. Lineage: Eukaryota; Metazoa; Arthropoda; Insecta; Diptera; Cecidomyiidae. Gene Ontology annotation, cellular component: membrane; voltage-gated potassium channel complex.